AUGGGUUCACUCCCGGACUACUCUCUGCCGCCGCAGGAGAUCACAUUUGAUGGCUUCCUCUUUGACAUGGAUGGCACCAUCAUCGACUCCACAGAAGCCGUAGUUAAGCACUGGGAAACGAUCGGCAAUGAGAUAGGAGUUGCGCCCGAGGUCAUCCUAGAGACUUCUCAUGGACGCCGCAGCAUAGACAUCCUCAAAAUUCUAGCCCCCGAAAAGGCCAAUUGGGAUUACGUGAGAGAGAUGGAAGGCCGACUUCCCAAGUACCACGGCCAUGAAGCUGUCGAGAUCCCGGGCGCCCGCUCCAUGCUCGAGGCUCUCAUCGCCGAUUCUAGCCCCUGGGCGAUCGUCACCUCCGGUACUGUACCCCUCGUAACCGGAUGGCUCCGUGCUCGAGACCUGCCCACACCGCCGUCGGAUCGCCUCGUCACAGCCGAGUCUGUCGAGGUUGGGAAGCCAGACCCCGCAUGCUAUCGCCUUGGCCGCGAGCGUCUCGACCUUCAAAGAGAGGAUGCUGAGGUCCUCGUGCUCGAGGAUAGCCCGGCCGGAAUUCGCGCGGGUAAGGCGGCUGGGUGCAAGGUCCUCGGGCUUGUGACGAGCCAUACGGUCGAGCAGGUCGUCGCCGCCGAGCCAGACUGGGUGGUCCAGGAUCUGUCCUCCGUCAAGGUGCUCCGGACCGAGGGAGGCAGGGUGACGAUUGAGGUUUCGAAUGCCCUCAGACUCUGA
Messenger RNA from Fusarium keratoplasticum, 723 nucleotides. RefSeq lists its product as uncharacterized. The record is from RefSeq and is a predicted model, not a curated record. Lineage: Eukaryota; Fungi; Ascomycota; Sordariomycetes; Hypocreales; Nectriaceae. Gene Ontology annotation, molecular function: sugar-phosphatase activity; beta-phosphoglucomutase activity. Bases 1 to 723 code for a protein of 240 amino acids. The transcript is spliced from 3 exons.